GCACAGUUGGAUCUCAGCGGAGCACGGGGAGAUUUCAUAAAGCCUUCCCUCCCUCUCAGGACAAAGAGCCCAUAGAGCAACUGCCUCCUCUGGAAGCUGAGCAUCCCUAAACAGCCGCCAAAGUUGCCAGGACAUGUCCAUGACUGAGCUUUGGUUCAACAGAGACACAAGUAGCAGCUGAAGUGCCUGGUGGAGCUCCUGACAGGGAAGGAAUUCCCAAGGGCUGGGAGGCACAAAAAUGAAAUGGGAGACUGCUCUCUGGAUGGUUGCCUGCUUUCUGCUUGCCUCUCUGCCCAGAGGUCAGCUGGACACCACGUGCCACGCAUUUGUUGGAGAAACUGUGGUUUUGCCUUGCACCACGGCCCCUCCCGAAGAGCUGAACCUUUCCAAGUCAAUGCUCUACUGGCAGAUUGGCACCAAGGAGCUCGUGCACUUCUUUAAGAAUGGGCAGGAUUCACUGGAGGACCAGGAUGAAAAAUUCCGUGGCAGAACCAGUCUUUUUCUGGACCUAAUGAAGUAUGGCAACCUUUCCUUAAAGAUCUCAAAUGUCCAGUUACGGGACAAUGCUGAAUAUUCCUGCAUUUACAGACAGACUGAGAGACAGCAAACAGAGAAAUCUACAGUUAAACUCCAUGUGUCAGCUCUACCUAGGAUUGAGGAGCCACCUUCCCCUUCUGAGCAGAUUCAGAUUUCCUCCGGAAGCCGCGUGGAUGUGCCAUGUCUGGCUGUGCUUCCCCUCUCUUUCCUCCUCCUGGUGCCCCUGGGCCUUUGGCACUUGUAACGGGGGAAGCCAGCCUUGCCUUUGGGAAGUUCUCCUCGCCAGAGGAUCCUUCUGGGCAGAACGGGUCCGUGGGGUCAGUGUGACACCUGCUUUCCUGCGGGGAAAGAGGCGCCAAGAGCUGAGAACAGACCAAGCACCAGGCGUUUACGUCUCACGUCCUGGUGUUCCACAAAACCAAGGGCAGCAAAACUCUGAGGUGGCAAGUCUGCUUCUGCAUUUGUUUCUCAGAGUCCGGUUUUAGCGCUGCCGGGAUAUAUUUUAGUUUGGAUUGUGUGGGCUUGCUUCAAUAAUAAAAGGAUAAAAGGCUCACAGAAGUCCAGGAUCAGAUUAUAGUUGAUCCCGGUGAGAUCUUUUGCCUCUCGUCUGCUGUCCUUCAAGACAACUGAAAGGAGGAGUGGGGGUAACUACCCUCUGUGUCAAACAAAAAGUGGAAGUAGGAAGACACUCUCAUUUUGUGAAAUGUAAGGAUGGAAACCUUGUGAAACUGUUCUGUGGAACUUCAGCUUCUAUUUUCACUCCUAAGCGUCAUGAGCUACGAAUAAGAACCCUUUUUUUCCAUAAGAAAUGUAGCAUUUUUUCAGCAGAAGGGUGAAGCUGACUGAGAAAGGGGAUAGAAGUUCAUAAAAUAUCCACAUAGAGGAAGGAAGUGAUGUACUACUACAAAACCCAUUGCGAAAUAAGAAAAAAAUUCUAGAAGGCAGAAUUCAGUAUUAUCGUUUUUUGGUCAUGAAAUACGGCAAAGUUGGAUUCUUAAUUUGGAACUAUGCAAUGAGAAAUCAUUACUGUGAGAAUGUUGCUUCUUUAAAAACAGUACCUUUGGAGGGCAAAAAAAAAUUUCUAAAAACUCAUCAGAAUCACUGUAACUGAUACCUAUGCAAAGUAAAUGGGUUUAUUUCUAGAAGCGUUCAAUCCAGGUAGCAGGAGAGGUCCUGUGCAAAACUUAGGUCAAAAGGACCCUGCAUACAAAAAAUGUCGAGGAAGUGCAGGAGUGUUUUUCAGGCCAGAACAGCAACUACCCUGUUUCACAACCAAAAAGCAUCCAGAGAACAGAACUGGUGAUCAGCAGGGACUGAACAAAUCCCUCCUGAGCCCUCGGGCAGGGGGAAUGACUCAAGAGGAGGAUGCACACAAAGUCACUUUGAUUUGAAA
Molecule: messenger RNA, 1930 nt
Organism: Hirundo rustica (Barn swallow)
Lineage: Eukaryota; Metazoa; Chordata; Aves; Passeriformes; Hirundinidae
Product: V-set domain containing T-cell activation inhibitor 1-like
Exons: 7
Coding region: 239-781 (180 amino acids)
Source: RefSeq, a predicted model, not a curated record